AACACUGUUGAUUUCCUGCGAUGGUUAAGGUGGGUUACAUCUACAAUAACAAAAUAGUCGAGAAGGAGGUCUAUGAAGCAUGUUUGGCUCUUUGUGAAAUGAAGAAAAGUUCGGAACCAUUUGAGGAGCCCAAUCAAUUUCCAAGUUCAACUUCCAUUUCUAUGGUCGAUGAUCAACCUCCUGUGGUUAACGAACAACCUCCGAUAGUUAAUGAACAUGCUCCUGUAGUCAAUGAAGCUUUACUCAACAACAACAACAAUAACAAUGAAAAUGUGGCAGCAGUCGUGGCUGAUAGAGAUUUGGGUAGACUUCCACCAAUGGUAGUGAUCCAAAACAUAAUUGGAGAGUGCAGUCCACCAUUCGUGAAGCAAUUGACGAAGACAGAUGUGACAGACAGUCAAGGGAGAUUAGCACUUCAUAAAGAGUUUGUGAAUCGUAAUUUGGUUCCAAUGUUCAAUGGUGAUGAGAUUCUGACGAAUGGAAUUAGUGUUACCGUUUAUGAUAGUGAAGGAAGAGAAUACGACAUGACAUUCAGGCUUUGGACUUCUAAACUUUAUGUGCUAACGAAAAGUUGGAAGAAGUUUUACCAUGACAAUGGUUUAACACGACCCGAUGAAUUUAUUACUCUUUGGAUGUUUCGACAUGUCGUCAAUCAUAAGCUUUGCUUUGCUAUUAUGAGAGGAAACGUUGAAGGACAUUGA
This is a messenger RNA of Cucumis melo (muskmelon), 701 nucleotides long. Its product is annotated as B3 domain-containing protein At1g20600-like. The record is from RefSeq and is a predicted model, not a curated record. The transcript has a single exon. The coding region runs from base 21 to 701 and encodes 226 amino acids. Lineage: Eukaryota; Viridiplantae; Streptophyta; Magnoliopsida; Cucurbitales; Cucurbitaceae. Gene Ontology annotation, molecular function: DNA binding.